Auxenochlorella protothecoides is the source of this 3906-nucleotide messenger RNA. RefSeq names its product Myosin-J heavy chain. The record is from RefSeq and is a predicted model, not a curated record. Gene Ontology annotation, cellular component: cytoplasm; vesicle; actin cytoskeleton. Gene Ontology annotation, biological process: actin filament organization; vesicle transport along actin filament. Gene Ontology annotation, molecular function: microfilament motor activity; actin filament binding; ATP binding. NCBI's taxonomy places the organism in Eukaryota, Viridiplantae, Chlorophyta, Trebouxiophyceae, Chlorellales, Chlorellaceae. The coding region runs from base 1 to 3906 and encodes 1301 amino acids. The transcript is spliced from 18 exons.
AUGGGUGGCGACGGCCAGAUCCCCACCCCGCAGGUCUACCCCCAAGGCACGGCAGUAUGGGCUCCACGAGUAGAGGUUUUGCUGUCCGCUGCGGCAGACGGCAGCAGGAAGCGUGUCACUCACUGGCUGGCAGGCAUUGUGCAGGCCGCCGAGCGGAAAGGAGACGCCGUCGACCUCAAGGUUCGGCUGACCAGCGGCGAUGUCGUGCAGAUCACGGCCACCAGCAAUGAGAGGGAUGACGUGAUCGAUGACCUGGUCAAGUCCGACUUCCUGCACGAGCCAGGCAUCCUGCACACCCUGCACGUUCGGUACGGGCUGGACUCCAUCUACACCUACUCCGGCUCCAUCCUGAUCGCCGUGAACCCCCACAAGAGGGUCCGCGGCCUCUACGGCCCGCGCAUGAUGGCGCAGUACCGCGGCGCGGCGCUCGGCGAGCUGUCGCCCCACGUCUACGCCAUCGCGGAGCAGGCCUACAGCGCCAUGAUGGUGGACGAGCAGCGCCAGGCCAUCCUCAUCUCCGGCGAGAGUGGCGCGGGCAAGACCGAGAGCGCCAAGCUGGUCAUGCAGUACCUUGCGCACCGAGCCGGCGGCGGGCGCGCCGCAAACGGCGGCGGCGAGGCGGGCGCGGAUGCGCGCGGGGCAUCCUCCGGCGCCGCGCCCGUGGAGGAGCAGGUGCUGGAGUCCAACCCGCUGCUGGAGGCGUUUGGCAACGCCAAGACCUCGCGCAACGACAACUCUUCCCGGUUCGGGAAGUUCGUGCAGAUAGACUUUGAUGCGAUGGGGCGGGUGGUGGGCGCCUCCAUCUCCACCUACCUCCUGGAGCGGUCCCGGGUGGUCAGCAUCAAGUCCCCCGAGCGCAGCUACCACAUCUUCUACCAGCUGGUGGCCGGCGCCUCGCGGGAGCAGCGCCGCGAGUUUGGCCUGGAGGGUGGCGUGUCCAGCUUCCGGUACCUGGCGCAGUCCGACGCGGUCCUGCUGCAGCACGUGGACGACGCCGAGGAGUUUGGGCACACGCUGGACGCGCUGCGCAUCAUCGGGCUGGACGCCGGGGCGGUGCGCUCCGUGCUUUCCUGCGUGGCCGCCGUGCUGCACCUGGGCAACGUGGCCUUUGCCACCGAGGGCGACUGCGACGACGCGGUGCUGGCCGACGUGGCGGCGGAGGACGCGGUGGAGAUCGCGGCGCGCCUGCUGGGCGUGGCACCCGAGGCACUCCUGGCCGCGCUGACGCGGCGAGUGCUGGAGACGCGCGGCGAGCGCAUCGUCAAGGCGCUGGGCGCCGAGGCGGCGGCCGAGUCGCGCGACGCGCUGGCCAAAGCUUUGUACGCGCGCCUCUUCGACUGGCUGGUGGCGGCCGUGAACCGAAAGAUCGGCAGCCUGGGCGCGGGCGGCGCGGGCGCGCGCUCCAUCGGCAUCCUGGACAUCUACGGUUUCGAGUCCUUCGACACCAACUCCUUCGAGCAGCUCUGCAUCAACCUGGCCAACGAGCGCCUCCAGCAGCACUUCAAUGGCCACGUCUUCAAGGGCGAGCAGGCAGAGUACGCGGCGGAGGGCAUCGCCUGGUCCUACGUCGACUUCGUGGACAACCAGGACUGCCUGGACCUGCUGGAGGGCGCCGGUCCCGCCCUUCCCGGCGUCUUCCCCCUGAUCGACGAGGCCUGCCGCGUCCCCGGCGCGGGCGACGCCGACCUGGCGCGCGCGCUGCGCUCCCGCCUGGCCGCACACCCCUGCUUCCGGGCGCCCAAGCGCGCGCCCACGGGCUUCGCCGUCGAGCACUACGCAGGGGAGGUGGCCUACGCCAGCGAGGGCCUGCUGGACAAGAACCGCGACUUCGUGGUGGCGGAGCAUUCGGCCCUGGCCGCAGAGUCCUGCGACCCCCUGCUCAGCACGGUGGCCAGCCGCUUCCGGAAGCAGCUGGCGGUGCUGAUGGGCACGCUGGACGCGUGCCACCCGCACUACAUCCGCUGCAUCAAGCCCAACCCGGGGAGCGUGCCCGGGACACUGGCCGCGGGGUACGUGCUGGAGCAGCUGCGGGCGGGGGGCGUGCUGGAGGCGGUGCGCAUCGCCUGCGCGGGGUUCCCCACGCGCAAGGCCUUCCUGCCCUUCGCGCAGCGCUAUGCGCUCACGCUGCCCGAUGGCUGGCGCGUGCGCCUGGAGCUGCCCCUCAACCCGCGCGGCUUCGUGGACUGGUACGCCGCCGGCGACGAGCAGGCAAGUCUGGGGAGGUUGGGAAGCGAGGCGGCGCGGCUGCGGCAGGAGCUGGCGGCGCGGGACGCCGAGCUGGCGGCGGUCAAGGAGAGCGAGGCAUUGGCGUACACACAGCACGCCGCCAAGCUGGCCUCUCUGCAGAAGGCCAUGAACGAAUACGCCGCCACGGCGGUGUCUGAGGCGGAGGAGCGCGCCGCGGACGCGGAGGCUCGCCUGUCACGGCAGGAGGAGGAGCUGCGCGAGGCGGCGGAGGGUGCCGACCACCUCUCCGGCCGCGUCGUUGCGCUCGGCGGCCGCGUGGCCAAGCUGGAGGCGGAGCUGGCGGCCGCCGCGCAGCGCGAGGCGGGCCUGCGCGCCAACCUGGAGGCCGCGGCGCGCGCGGCCGAGGAGCGACGUGCGGCGGAUGCCGAGGUGCCCGAAUCGCCGCAGCGCGACGGUGGGGCCCUGGACGGAGCUGCGUCCGCGGCCGUCGCUACAGCGACACCGGCAGCGACGGAGCCGUCGCCGCGCGACGCGCCGGUGUUGGACGCCGCCGCCGCCGCCAGCCUGUCCACUCUGCUCUCGGCGGCGGUGCGCCAGCGCCUGCCGGCGGUGCGCGUCGCGCUGGGCCCCUCGCGCAAGGACCCCGCGCUGGGCGUCCCGCUGGCCGCCUGGCUGGUGUCGGAGAGCCUCAUCGUCUGGGCGGGGGGUUGGGCGCCGCAGCAGCUAGGCCUGGCGGCCGAGGCGGUGCAGGGCACCAUCCUGACCACCGCCGCCGCCGGCGGUCUCACAGCGCAGGCCUACUGGCUGGCGUCCACGCUGGCCAUCGGCGCGCUGCUCAAGAUGCGGACCAUCGGAAGAAAGGAGGGCGCGCUGCUGCUGCGCCUGGGCGACGAGCUCAUCGGCUUUGGUGCGCUGCACGAGUGCCUGGCGGGGGCGAUUGCCGACACCCUGCCCGUCACCGUCGGGUCCUGGCAGGCGCUGCUGGGCGCGCUGACCAAUGUGGUGGAGACGCUGCGCGGCGAGGGGCUGCUCAAUGCCCUGCUCCUGCGCCGCGACUGCUGCUCGGUCUCCGCGGCGCGCGUGCUCCUGGCCGGCCUGGCCGAGCUGCGCGGCUGGGCGGCCUACCUGGGGCCAGAAUGGUGUCCGGGGCGUGAGACCGCGGCCGCGGCGCUCGAGCGCGUCGCCCAGGCGGCGCGCUACCUCGUCCAGGCACGGGCGCUGGGUGUUGAGGUUAUGGGCAAGGAUGACUGCGUGCGCAAGGCGCACCGCGGCGUGCCCAUCCUGGCCGACCUGGGCCGCCUCUGCCCCAGCCUGACCCUGCAGCAGGUGUACCGCCUGACGGAGCACCAGCACGACGACUGGAUUGCGGGGGCGGGGCUGGGCUCGCAAAACAUGGUGCUGCUGGAGACGCUGCAGCGCCUCAUGGCCUCCCAGCCCUCCAUGGCAGACGGCGAUUCCGGCGCCGAGUGGGACAGGGAGGAUGAGGAGGAAAACCUGCUGGUGGAGCCAAUGGAGGCCUUCCAGCUGCCGCGCCGCGCCCUCACGGAGGCGGCGCGCUGCUUCGUGCAGGCGGCGCAGCGCCCCGACUCCGUCCUGGAUGCGCCGGUGCCCUCUGGGCCAGCCCUGCUGGACCUCAUAGACCAGGCGUGCCGGGAGAGCGAUGGGCUGCCGCAGGUGCUGAGGAGCAGCGCGGAAUUCCCCUUCCUCCAGUCGCGGUGA